Molecule: messenger RNA, 1608 nt
Organism: Empidonax traillii (willow flycatcher)
Lineage: Eukaryota; Metazoa; Chordata; Aves; Passeriformes; Tyrannidae
Gene: DOC2B
Product: double C2 domain beta
Exons: 9
Coding region: 220-1416 (398 amino acids)
Cellular component (GO): membrane
Source: RefSeq, a predicted model, not a curated record
GCUGGCAGGAUCAGGGGCUGUGCGAGCGCCAGGGCAGGCGGCAGCGGCAGCAGCAGCAGCAUGUGUGCGGUGUCUGGGGUCCAGGGCACGAGAACCACGUAAGGUGCCCACCGGAGCCUCCCUCCUCACCCGCCUCCGCGGCCCCCGGCAGAAACUUCACGACUCCCCCACGCGCGGUCCGGGCUUCUCCGGAGGGGCUUGGCAGCGACAGCCGCAUGCAUGACACUCCGAAAAGGAGAGAAAAUGACCAUAAGUAUCCAGGAGCACAUGGCUAUUGACGUCUGCCCCGGCCCCAUCAAACCCAUCAAGCAGAUCUCCGACUACUUCCCCCGCUUCCCCCGCGGGCUCCCCGCCGCCGUCGGCCGCAGCGGUGCCCUGCGCCCCGCCGUCAGCCAGCCCUCCGUGAGCCCCGCCGAGGGACCCCGGGAGGAUGAUGAGGACGUGGACCAGCUUUUUGGAGCGUACGGCACGACGCCCGCCGAGCAGCCGGCCAAGAGCCAAGCGCCCGAGGAGGUGGUGGACCCCGAGGGCUACGAGUCCGACGACUGCACCACGCUCGGGACGCUGGAUUUCAGCUUGCUCUACGACCAAGAGAACAACGCUCUCCACUGCACCAUCAAUAAAGCCAAGGGCCUGAAGCCGAUGGACCAUAACGGUUUGGCUGAUCCAUACGUCAAAUUGCACUUGCUUCCCGGAGCCAGUAAGGCGAAUAAGCUGAGAACCAAAACGCUGCGCAACACUUUGAACCCCACCUGGAACGAGACGCUCACCUACUACGGCAUCACCGACGAGGACAUGAUCCGCAAGACCCUGCGGAUCUCGGUCUGUGACGAGGACAAGUUCCGCCACAACGAGUUCAUUGGGGAGACGCGGAUCCCGCUGAAGAAACUGAAGCCCAACCAGACCAAAAACUUCAACAUCUGCCUGGAGAAGCAGCUGCCGAUAGAUAAAACAGAGGACAAGUCUCUGGAGGAGCGUGGCCGGAUCCUCAUCUCCCUCAAGUACAGCUCCCAGAAGCAGGCGCUCCUGGUGGGCAUCAUCCGCUGCGCCCACCUGGCUGCCAUGGAUGCCAACGGCUACUCCGACCCCUACGUCAAAACAUACUUGAAACCAGAUGAGGACAAGAAAUCAAAGCACAAGACGGCAGUGAAGAAGAAAACACUGAACCCCGAGUUCAACGAGGAGUUUUGCUAUGAGAUAAAGCACGGCGACCUGGCAAAAAAGACCUUGGAAAUCACCGUGUGGGACUAUGAUAUCGGGAAAUCAAACGAUUUCAUAGGCGGAGUGGUGUUAGGAAUUAAUGCCAAAGGCGAGCGGCUGAAGCACUGGUUCGACUGCCUGAAGAACAAGGACAAGAAGAUCGAGCGCUGGCACACGCUAACGAACGAGCUGCCGGGCGCCGUCCUCAGCGACUGAGCUCCGACGGGGCCGCUCCCGGGCGGCCACGGCUCCGCCACGGCCUUUGGACUCCUCUCCUUUACGGCUUUGGAUACGGGGGGAUCGCGGCACCGGGGGCGGCCGGCAGAGCGGGACACCCCACGGCCCGGCCUGGCUGCAAGGGAAACCCUUCCCGGGGGAGAUGGCAGCGGCGCUUGGCUCCGCUCAGCC